GAUAUGUUUGUGCGCUUCCGAAGGGCGCGGGCGUUGGAUCGGCCGCGUUCUAACAGGAAACACAUGUUUUCAGCUGACAGCGCUGCGGAGCGGCCGCACAAAGGGCAACAAAGAGGAAAGUUGUUGUUGUCGUCCUGCGAGGCUCGUUGGGGGUAAAAGCGCAGGGUGGGGUUUGUUCAGGCACCGGCAGCUUUUAAGGGACGCGAGCUCCUCGAUGCAAACUGAAAAUCACAGGCGUGAUCAUGAUCAGGUCUCUGGGAUGUUUGAUUCUCCUCUCCGCUCUUUGCUGCCGCCUGGCGGACAGUGUGGAGCCGCGCCGCACUAAGCGAGGGACGCGUUUCUACCGAGGUGAGCCUGAGCGGCGGCCGGCUGCACGGGCGCUUUUCAUUGUUCACGUCCAGAAGUCGUCGCCUUCCUCUGCCGCACGCUCGCGUUGCGUGGACGCUGAGACGUCGGCGCUGCGUCUCUUCGGGGACACGUGGCUGCGAUGGAGGGGACAGCGCGUGGAGUACUGUCGCUGCACGCUGAGGGGACAGGAGCUGUGUCACACUGUGCCCGUCGUCAACUGCUACGUGUCUCACUGUUACAACGGCGGGACCUGUAAGGAGGCCGUGUACACCGCCGACUACAUUUGCCAGUGUCCGGAGGGAUUCAGCGGGCCGCAGUGUGAGAUCAACGCCAGUGAGAAGUGCGUGGUGGGAACGGGCGAGAGCUUCCGCGGCACAUGGAGCCUCAGCCGCUCCGGAGCAGAGUGCCUCAACUGGAACGCCACGGCCCUGAGGGGGCGGAGGUUCACGGCCAGACGGGCGGACGCCGGCAGCCUGGGGCUGGGAAACCACAACUACUGCAGGAACCCUGACAACGACAGCGCUCCCUGGUGCUACGUCUACAAAGGCUCUCAGGUGGUCUGGGACGUGUGUUCUCUGCCUAAAUGUCCAGAAGACAGGUUGGCGGAGUGCGUCCUGGGCUCCGGACGCUCCUACAGGGGCACGGCGUCCGUCACGAGGAGCGGCGCCCGCUGCCUCCCGUGGGACGCGCCCGCCCUGCGACGCAAGCUCUACAACGCGUGGAGGCCGGACGCGCUGCAGCUGGGGCUGAGCGGCCACGGCUUCUGCAGGAACCCGGACGGCGACGCGGGUCCCUGGUGUCACACCUACAGCAACGCGCAGCUGACCUGGGAGCUGUGCGACGUGCCCAAGUGCUCGAUACGUCCGUCUACGAUCACCACCCUCGGCCCCCGGGCCCCCACCACCAACAACAACAACGGAGCCACGUGUGGCCAGCGUUCAGACGACUCCCAGAACCGCCCGUCGUACCGCAUCUUCGGGGGAAGGCUCAGCAACAUCACGGAGCAGCCGUGGCAGGCCAUCAUCAACGUGUACCAGGCCCGCAGCAAGCAGCACUUCUACCGCUGCGGAGGAGUCCUCAUCGACUCCUGCUGGGUCCUGUCUGCUGCUCACUGCUUCGAGGAGAAUGAAAAGGCCGAAAGACUGGAAGUGAUUUUGGGAAGAACAUUCAGGAAGCAGAGCGAAGGAGGGGAUCAGGUUUUUGAAGUAGAGAAGUACUGGAUCCACGAGAAGUUUGACCCAGAGUCGUUUGAUAAUGAUAUUGCUCUGCUGAAGCUGAAAACGGACAUCGGCGUCUGCGCCAUAGUCUCCCCGGAGGUGGCGCCCGUGUGUCUGCCCGACCCCGACCUCGUGCUGCCCAGCUGGACCGAGUGCGAGAUCUCGGGCUUUGGACGGGCCAAAGAAUUUUCAGCAGAAUACGCCGAGCGCAUCAAGCGCGGCUACGUUCGCCUGUGGCCCAACGAGCGCUGCGUCCCUGACGCGCUGUCCGGACGCCUCGUCACCCCCAACAUGCUGUGUGCCGGCGACACCCGGGGCCUGGACGACGCCUGCAAGGGAGACUCGGGCGGCCCGCUCGUCUGCAGGAACAAGGAGCGGAUGACGCUGGUGGGCGUGGUCAGCUGGGGCGACGGCUGCGGCCAGCGGGACAAGCCCGGCGUCUACACCCGCGUCAGCAACUACAUCGGCUGGAUCGACGGCAAGGUCAAGGAGAGUCCAGUGUAACGGCACAGCCGCCACCGGACCAGAGGACCGGACCAGCGUGCAGGAGUCUGUCCUUCACUUAAACCACGUCUGUGGAGGCUUCACGGCAGCAGGGCCGCUCCUGCAGAGGACGGAGAGGCCCGCGGUUCUGAUCCAAACCGUGGGAACGGAACCGUCCGGACAUGAACUCUCUCUCCUGCCUUCGAGCCACUUGGAGCUUGAUCAUAGUUCAUAGUUUUUGGUUUCCUUAGCGCUGGCGGCCCGGGUGAACCCAGGUUCGAUCCAGUCCUUUUACAGGCGACCAGUCGCUCUGAGGGACGUUCACGGACACAGUGUCUCACAGCGGUCCCGCUGUACGUCUGCUGGUUCAGAUUCUGCUCCUCGUCCCGUUCUCCUGCCGCCUGGUGCCGUAGCUGGGACCAGCUUCGGUCCCGUCACACUGGGUUGAGCCCAGCAUCUUUCUAGCACUUGACGUUCUACAAUAAAAUGUCUCAUCGACGCCAGAAGUUUUCAAACUUUUUUACGAUAGAAACCUGUUUUGUACUAAUUUAAUAUUUAUGUGUGUUGUAUAUUGCUUUAUACCAGUAGAAAUGUUUGUUAAGUAAUUUAUUGUCUUCGACAAGUUAACCAAGUUUGGUAACAUAGUCUUUUUUUCAAUAAAUAAUAUUUGGCAUAAAA
Messenger RNA from Betta splendens (Siamese fighting fish), 2726 nucleotides. It is a transcript of the gene plat, whose product is annotated as plasminogen activator, tissue. The record is from RefSeq and is a predicted model, not a curated record. Gene Ontology annotation, biological process: smooth muscle cell migration; plasminogen activation. Gene Ontology annotation, molecular function: serine-type endopeptidase activity. NCBI's taxonomy places the organism in Eukaryota, Metazoa, Chordata, Actinopteri, Anabantiformes, Osphronemidae. The coding region runs from base 243 to 2069 and encodes 608 amino acids. The transcript is spliced from 15 exons.